This is a messenger RNA of Rosa chinensis, 1722 nucleotides long. RefSeq names its product mitogen-activated protein kinase kinase kinase 5. The transcript has 8 exons. Gene Ontology annotation, molecular function: protein kinase activity; ATP binding. The coding region runs from base 154 to 1425 and encodes 423 amino acids. The record is from RefSeq and is a predicted model, not a curated record. NCBI's taxonomy places the organism in Eukaryota, Viridiplantae, Streptophyta, Magnoliopsida, Rosales, Rosaceae. Gene Ontology annotation, biological process: protein phosphorylation.
GAAGAAUAACAUUGUGUUGUGUAGUUUUUCUUGACCCUGAGUCCCGGACUGCCCUGUUUUCCUUUUUUGUUUUUGUUUUUGUGGAAGAGUUUCGAUCAGUUGAAGAGUUUGCUUCAUUAGUUUUAUUUCAAAUCUUGUUGUGAAGACUCAACAAUGGCCGGAGGUGAGCUUGUUGCAGGGGCAGCUCUGGGAUUACCAUUUAAUAUCCUGUAUGAUGUGAUUAAGGAAGUGAUGAACAAGACUACAAUGUUUAAACCCCUUCUCGGAGAUCUCAGCUCCACCAUGGAAUCGUUACAACCACUGAUCACUGACAUAGCCAAGCACAACAGGGACUUGGGACGUCCAGAGGAGGAGCUACAAAGUUUCAAGAAGCAAAUGGAGAACGGCGCAGAGCUUGUUCGAAAGUGCUCCAAGGUUGGUUUAUGGACCAGCUACAAGAAAUAUGGAUACGCCAACAAGUUAAUGGACCUAGACAAAUCUCUCAACAGAUUGUUGGCUAUACUCAGCGUGCAGGGAAUAAGGGCCGGGAUGGAGACCUUGGUGGUGGUGAAGGAAACACUGACUACGGUGAGGAGAAUUGAAGACAAUGGUGUUGGUAAAGAAGAGACAGUUGUGGUGCAUAAUCUGAUCGAGUUUCAAAAGGGAAAGCUUAUUGGGAGUGGCCCGUUCGGACCUCGCUAUGUUGCCGGCAAUAGAGUAACUGGAGCUUUAUGUUCAAUGAAGGAAGUUGACUUAUCUCCCAAUGGCUCAAUUUCCGCAAAAUGUUUAGAGACGGAAAUUAGAGUGCUCACCAAGCUGAGGCAUCCUAACAUUGUGGAGUUUUAUGGAAGCCAAAUGGUUGGUGAUCGAUUUUAUAUAUAUCAGGAGUAUGUCCACCCUGGCUCUUUGAGCAGAUAUAUGAAUGAACGUUAUGGAGCCAUAACAGAAUCUAUUGUUCGUAAUUUUACUCGGCAGAUAAUGUCUGGGUUGGCUUACAUGCAUAGCGAACACAUAGCACACAGGAGCAUCAAAGGGGCUAAUUUGCUUGUCGAUUCAAGUGGAAUUGUCAAGCUAGCUGACUUUGGGAUGGCACGAUUACUUUCAGGGCAUGAAGGGAAUACAUCUCUAGAGGGGGGAAAUCCAUACUACUGGAUGGCUCCAGAGUUAAUUAUUUCUGGGAGGCAGAGUCUUGCUGCUGAUAUUUGGAGUUUGGGUUGCACAGUUAUUGAAAUGCUGACCGGAAGAGCUCAUCAGAACGCAUAUGAAAGUAUGGAAGCCUUGUUUAAAACUUCUAGUGGGAAUGAGGAUAAUCCAGAGCUUCCGGGAACAUUGUCAUUGGAGGGCAAGAAUUUCGUAGAAUGCUGCUUGCGAAUAAAUCCUGCAGAUAGGCCUACUGCUGCCAUGUUAUUAGAACAUCCAUUCUUAACAAGUUCAUCCAGGGGAUGAAUUCCAUCUAAACAGAAGUGCCUUGUCUUACUAAUUGGCAAAAGCAAUCUGUGUUUUUUUUUAAUUUUUCAUUUUUAGUACAGUGGAUGGCCAGAGGCCCAAAACAAUAAGAAAUGAGUUCACAUAUCUCUAGAACAGGCCACUCCAGUGGCAUGAGCAAAUAACCAAGUUUGGUUUAAAUUGUAUGGUUUGAGCACUACUCUACAGAUUCAGCAUAAAACAACUAUGGGCCUAUGGCUAGCCGUUACUUAGGUUAUAGGGAAACUGUCCAUUUAUCCAAUUUUGAGCUACAUUAAC